Molecule: messenger RNA, 2655 nt
Organism: Thalassophryne amazonica
Lineage: Eukaryota; Metazoa; Chordata; Actinopteri; Batrachoidiformes; Batrachoididae
Gene: ebf2
Product: EBF transcription factor 2
Exons: 15
Coding region: 140-1915 (591 amino acids)
Biological process (GO): regulation of transcription by RNA polymerase II
Molecular function (GO): RNA polymerase II cis-regulatory region sequence-specific DNA binding; DNA-binding transcription factor activity, RNA polymerase II-specific
Source: RefSeq, a predicted model, not a curated record
CCUGUCAAAGCUGGCGCUUGUUGCGGCGCUCUGGUUUUUCCGUUAUUUGCCAAAGUGCUUCAACUCCUCCACUUACACUUAAUUAUUGGCUUUUUUAUUUAGACAGAAAACUGUGCUGAAGUGUCAGGACGGGGCUUAAAUGUUUGGGAUACAGGAGCAUCUGAUACGAGAAGCGAGCGGAUUAAAAGAGAGAAGUCUUGGAGAAGAGAUGGAUCCGGUCCGGUCGUGGGUGCGCAAUGUCGGGGUUGUGGAUGCGAACGUUGCAGCGCAAAGUGGAGUUGCUCUGUCAAGAGCUCACUUUGAGAAGCAGCCACCUUCAAAUCUACGCAAGUCCAACUUCUUCCACUUCGUGCUGGCCCUCUACGACAGACACGGACAGCCCGUGGAAGUGGAGAGGACUGCAUUCGUGGACUUUGUUGAGCAUGAAAAGGAGCAGACGGGGGAAAAGACCAACAACGGAACACGCUACAAGCUGCAGCUCCUCUACAGCAACGGUGUACGCACUGAACAGGAUCUUUAUGCACGACUUAUUGAUUCUGUCACCAAACAGCCCAUAUCCUAUGAGGGGCAAAACAAGAACCCAGAAAUGUGCAGAGUUCUGCUCACACAUGAGGUUAUGUGCAGCCGCUGUUGUGAAAAGAAAAGUUGCGGUAACCGGAAUGAGACGCCUUCUGAUCCCGUCAUCAUUGACAGAUUUUUCUUGAAGUUUUUCCUGAAGUGCAACCAGAAUUGUUUGAAGACAGCCGGAAACCCGAGGGACAUGAGGAGAUUUCAGGUGGUGUUGUCCAGCACGGUGAGUGUAGACGGCCACAUCCUCGCAGUAUCUGACAAUAUGUUUGUGCACAACAACUCAAAACAUGGUCGGAGAGCCCGCAGGCUGGAACCAGGGGAGUCGGUUGAGAACACAAUGGAAUAUGCUACACCAUGUAUCAAAGCCAUCAGUCCCAGUGAGGGCUGGACAACCGGCGGAGCUAUGGUCAUCGUCAUUGGGGAGAACUUCUUUGACGGGCUGCAGGUGGUGUUUGGCAGCAUGCUGGUCUGGAGUGAGCUGAUCACGCCCCAUGCUAUCCGUGUCCAAACUCCUCCUCGCCACAUCCCUGGGGUCGUAGAGGUCACCCUGUCUUAUAAGUCGAAGCAGUUCUGCAAGGGAGCACCUGGACGCUUCAUCUACACAGCCCUGAAUGAGCCAACUAUAGACUAUGGGUUUCAGCGGCUCCAGAAGGUCAUUCCUCGACAUCCUGGUGACCCAGAGAAGUUAGCAAAGGAGAUCCUCUUAAAGAGAGCAGCAGAUCUUGUGGAGGCUCUGUAUGGAAAUCCACACAGUAAUCAGGACAUGUUGCUGAAACGUGCUGCUGACAUUGCUGAGGCGCUGUACAGCGUUCCUCGUCCUCACAGUCAGCUGCAGGCGCUGCCCAGUUCACCAGCCCACGGCAGUGUCAUGGGCCUGGGCUCCUACCCGUCGCAGUUAGGUGUCAGCAUUGGGGAGCCAGGACAGAGCAGCCAAGGUUACAUACGGAAUUCCAGCAGUUUGUCUCCUAGGGGUUACCCUUCAGCCUCAACUCCUCAACAGUCAAGCUACGGCGGUGGCGGAGGGAUGACUGGAGGUUAUGGGACAGUUCCUAUGACAAGCCUAGGAGUUCCUGGCUCUCCUGGUUUCAGCAGUGCAUCUCCCACAGGAUCUCCAUACAUAAUGCCGUCCAGUCCUACUAUACCGGGAAGUUCCAGCUCCUCUUCAUCCCUUUUGCCUUUCUCCUCCUUCCCGUCUGCUGCUAAACAGAAGAGCGCUUUUGCUCCUGUCCUCAGGCCCCAGGGCUCCCCCUCCCCCGCCUGCCCCGCCUCAGGGGGAAACAGCUUCAGAGGUAGCCAUCCAACUCACUAUCUGACCCCGCUCUCUGAACUCACCAAUGCAGUCUAACCCCUUGUACUAACCACACGAUAAGCUUUGACCGAACAAGACAAAAAUUGCUGGAUGUACAAUAAUGCAAGAUCAGAUCGAUUAGAAUCAUAGAUUUUGUGUAUUUUUUCUCUCCAGCAAUGACGGGCCUGGUUGUACCCCCGAUGUAGCAAAGCACCCACCCCAAUCUACCCCAGACCACUGCUUCACUUAGCCCCUCUUUUGGCACUGAGGGGGCAGGGAGAACGGAAAUUUGACCUGUAGUAACCAUGCAUAGUUAUCCUCCCUGAGGCCCCACCGUUUCUUAUCCCCUUUUUUGUCCUGGUGGAUGAAUAGGACUGUGUACAAAAUUGUCCAAAGACUAGUUGUCUACUCCAGAGGCAGAGGAGUUGACUUCACCCAACAAGUUCAGAUGGUGAACCCCCUUAGCUCACAGCAAGUGAAUGGAUCUCUACCCUGUGUGUCAAUUUGGGUGGAUGUUCAAAAGCCAACAGAGGAAAACUGGUUUGAAACUCGCCGCAAGCUUGAAAAAUAUGAACAUUAUCUGUGGGGAACUAUCUCACACAAUAUGAUUCUUCCAACAUCUGUCCAAAAUGUGGCUGGAGGAGUGAGCAGAUUUGUCACAAGAGCACUGGUGGAUCACGGACACCUCUGGAAUAAAGUUGCAGCUCUUAAAAGCAGGGUGCUAUUUGUCUCUGUACGGACAUCUUUGAUGGCAUGUGUGAUCUCUGUCUGUGAGUUAGCAAGAAGUUAUUAUUUAA